AUGUACGGCGUGGUUCAAGUCCACCAGUCGCGGCUCGACCCCCUCCUCGACGCCUUGAAGAGGCUGCGCGAGGAAGGCCUGACAGCCGCUCUCAUCCUCUCGGCGGUCCAUUAUCGGAGGGGUUCAAUUGAUGUUCGGUCUUCGAGGCCUCCGGUAAAGGAGGACGAGGUCAACCGUGACAAGCGGCGAGAGUCUGCUGAAAAGCAGAAGUUGAAGCGGACGCUCGAGGAGGCCCAGCCCUCGAUGGCUAAAAGGCUCAAGGCGGGAGCGGCCUCCAAAGAAUCAGGUUCCCCCGAUCCCUGGCCGUCAACUGGUGCCGAGGACGCCCCGCCUCGCCCCAUGGUGGGGGAGCCCAUUCCGCCAUCGCUGAGGCGGGUCGAGGUGACUCGCCCCCAAGAGCAAGAGGGAGCCCCCGAGCCUCCCCGAUCUGGGGUCGAGGGGGACCCUAUCACAAUAAGCGACGGGUCUGGCGGCGACGGGCCUUCGAAGGACGCCCGCCCUAUGGACGAGGGGGCCGAGACUUCUCUGGUCGCGAAGCGGACGCCAUGGCCCGUCGGGCUUCGCUCCGUCGAGGAGCAAAGAAAGAAGGAGGAAGAGGAGCGCGAGCAGGAGACGCGACAACAGCCGCAGGAGGGGCAGCAGCCAGAGAGUCCCCAGCUCGAUGAGUUGCUGGAGCAGGACCGGCAACAGGAGCUGCGGCAGCUCCAGGAGCAGCAGCAGCAGAGGGGCAAGCAGUUGGAGGAACUGCUCGAACCUCCCUUUCACGGCCCGCCCCACCCAGUGCCAGCAGCGCCGUAA
Sorghum bicolor (sorghum) is the source of this 798-nucleotide messenger RNA. RefSeq lists its product as uncharacterized. The record is from RefSeq and is a predicted model, not a curated record. NCBI's taxonomy places the organism in Eukaryota, Viridiplantae, Streptophyta, Magnoliopsida, Poales, Poaceae. The coding region runs from base 1 to 798 and encodes 265 amino acids. The transcript is spliced from 4 exons.